Molecule: messenger RNA, 660 nt
Organism: Perognathus longimembris pacificus (Pacific pocket mouse)
Lineage: Eukaryota; Metazoa; Chordata; Mammalia; Rodentia; Heteromyidae
Product: proline-rich protein 23A-like
Exons: 1
Coding region: 1-660 (219 amino acids)
Source: RefSeq, a predicted model, not a curated record
AUGGACAUCCAGCCUGGAAGCCGCAGCCCUUGCCCUGCUCCCUGCUCAGAAGCCCAGCCCGGGAGCCCAGGCAGGCCCAAGCCCUUACGCCUAGAGCAGCCCAGGCCUCUCCCCAGCCUGGAAGGCAACCCAGGGGGGCCCCAAAGCCCAGGCUUCACCUCCCUGGUGGCCCUGGCUCCCGGCUGCGCCCUGAAGGUGCCCCUGAGCCACGUGGAUGUGGUGCUGGAGCCCGGCCCGGCCUCCAUCCUCACGGUGAACCUCCCCGACCAGAGGCUCUUUCUGGUCCCCGAGGAUCUCCUAGCCUGCCUGGAGCCGCACCCGGGAAAGCAAGGCGACCCGGCCUGCGGCAUGCUCCUCAAGGUCCCGAAGGACGCUUCGUGGGAAGAGAUCACCAUCCAGGAGGAAGUCUGCUGCGAGUCUGUCCCCGAGGUCCCUCUCCAGGAAGAGGCCUGCGUGGCCACCGGCUCGGAUGGAGACUUCAUGCAAUUAUCAUGGUCCAGCAACAGUCUUGGGCCUGUCAAGCUCAACCCUGAUCCCCACAGUGGCCAUACCGAGGAGGCCAUCUUCGUCCUGGAGGAUUUUCAGCUGUCGGGCUCAGUCCCUGGCUCACCGCUUCAGCCUCUGGCUGGGUUUCCUCGUCCACGUGGAGUCCCCGUCUGA